Molecule: messenger RNA, 1198 nt
Organism: Galeopterus variegatus (Sunda flying lemur)
Lineage: Eukaryota; Metazoa; Chordata; Mammalia; Dermoptera; Cynocephalidae
Gene: HES6
Product: hes family bHLH transcription factor 6
Exons: 2
Coding region: 1-639 (212 amino acids)
Biological process (GO): regulation of neurogenesis; anterior/posterior pattern specification; regulation of transcription by RNA polymerase II
Cellular component (GO): nucleus
Molecular function (GO): RNA polymerase II cis-regulatory region sequence-specific DNA binding; DNA-binding transcription factor activity, RNA polymerase II-specific
Source: RefSeq, a predicted model, not a curated record
AUGUGGCAGGGUGGGCCGGGUCCCACCAGGCAGAUGGAGAGGGAACGAGAUCUGCACAGUGAGGAGGCAGUCACUGCCGGGAGCGAGGAGGUGGGUGCAGCACGUCCAGGUGAAAGUCUCGGUGUGUGCGAAGUCCUGGCAGCGAGAAGGCAUCUCGGCAUCGGGCUGUGCCGGGACCGAGGCCCCGGCUCUCUCCCUCCCACUCCGGGCGCAGAGCGCGAGCAGCUGCACGCUGAAGCAAGCGAGCGCUUCGCUGCCGGCUACAUCCAGUGCAUGCACGAGGUGCACACGUUCGUGUCCACGUGCCAGGCCAUCGACGCCACCGUCGCUGCAGAGCUCUUGAACCACCUUCUCGAAUCCAUGCCACUGCGGGAGGGCAGCAGCUUCCGGGAUCUGCUGGGGGAUGCCCUGGCCGGGCCGCCUGGAGCCCCCGGGCGAAAUAGCUGGCCCACGGGAGGGGCUCCGGGGUCCCCUCUGCCCAGCCCCCCAGGUCCUGGGGACGAUCUGUGCUCUGACCUGGAGGAGGCUCCUGAGGCCGAACUGAGUCGGGCGCCUGCUGAGGGGCCAGACUUGGUGCCGGCGGCCCUGGGCAGCCUGACUACGGCCCGAAUAGUUCAGAGUGUGUGGAGGCCUUGGUGACCAGUACCAGCCAGGGACCUACGGUGGUGGGCCCAGCCUUCCCAUGCUCUACUCCCUCCUCCCUGGGGUUCAGAUGUAGUGGGGUAGGGCUCUGGUGGUCUCCCAGGUCUGCUCUCACUCGUCCUUCAAUGGGUGGCUUGCAGGGCAGCCCCUGAUGAGCAGCCCAGUCAAGCCCCUAGCCCUGUCUCAAGUAACUUUUAUGGACCCUACUGCUCUGGGGUGGGUGGAGGGAGGGAGCUACAGGCAGGAGAAAGUGCUGUAGAGCUACCAGAGCUCUGCCAGGUUCUCCUUCCCAGCCUUGUCAGACUCUGUGAGUCACACAGAGGUGACUUGAGUGGUGCUGAGCUGCUUCUUGGUGCUGGGCACUAGUGUCCCAGGUAGGGUCACUCAGACCCUGGCCGCCCUGGUUUCAACAGAAGUUUGAAUGCGCUGCUUCAGCCAAGAGACUAGGGGGAGGCAGGUGCAUUUUGCUGUACUGCCGGGAGCUGCCGGAAAGAAGGGAGGAGGCUCUCUGUACAUCCUGGGUGUAGCACGCUUGAAUUUGUGUAUUCGGUUGCCA